Myotis davidii is the source of this 3563-nucleotide messenger RNA. RefSeq names its product centrosome and spindle pole associated protein 1 (gene CSPP1). Gene Ontology annotation, cellular component: spindle pole; microtubule; centrosome. Lineage: Eukaryota; Metazoa; Chordata; Mammalia; Chiroptera; Vespertilionidae. The transcript is spliced from 23 exons. Gene Ontology annotation, biological process: positive regulation of cytokinesis. The record is from RefSeq and is a predicted model, not a curated record. The coding region runs from base 367 to 2994 and encodes 875 amino acids.
AGUCAAAGAAAUAAAAAACCUAUUGGUCAAGUUAAACCUGAUUUACUUUCACAAAUAAAAACAUCUUGCCAAAAUUCAGAGAGUCCCAGGAGAGAUGUCUUAACUCCUUCAGAGGCAUAUGAAGAACUUCUAAACCAAAGACGACUAGAGGAGGACAGAUAUCGACAACUAGAUGAUGAAAUUGAAUUAAGGAAUAGAAGAAUCAAUAAAAAAACGAAUGAAGAAGUGGACAUUUCCAAUAAAAAACAUCAGAGGUUUGCCAGCAAGGUUGACAUUCCAGAUAGAAGAUUUAGCAGGUUUAAUGAAGAUCGUGCCUUGGACAAACAGUAUUAUAUACCAGACAAAGAUCCUGAAGUAAGUGAAGAAAUGGACGAGAGGUUUAGAUAUGAAAGUGAUUUUGAUAGAAGACCUUUGAGAGUGUAUACAAAUGACAGGAUAUAUGGGAACAGACGAGGAAAUGUGCCUCCUGUGGAGUAUGGUGGCGAUGUCACAGGACAGUCAAACAUACGAAUUUCAUCUGCUGGAAAUAAAAGUGCUCGAGACAAUGAAGCAUCCAAAUCUACCCGAGAAAUCUGUAGUCCUUUUGCGGGGAUGCUCUUUGGCGGUGAAGAUCGAGAACUUAUUCAGAAAAGAAAAGAAAAAUAUAGACAAGAACUGUUGGAACAAAUGGCUGAACAAAAGGAGAACAAGAGACGAGAAAAAGAUUUGGAACUCAGAGUUGCAGCUUCUGGAGCCCAAGACCCCGAGAAAUCGCCCGAUAGACUAAAGCAGUUUAGUGUGGCACCAAGAUACUACGAAGAGACGAUCCCACCUGAAAGACCCAGAGUAGCUUUCCAGACCCCUCUCCCUCCUUUAUCUGCCCCCCAUGCCCCCUCCUGCCCACCAGCUCCCUCCAUCCCACCACAGAGAGAAGAUCUGUACAGUGGACUCGGCAGCACCCUUGGUGAAAUGGUGUCUCCCAGGAUUGCACCUCUGCCUCCACCUCCCCUACUACCACCUUUGGCUACUAACUAUAGAACUCCUUAUGAUGAUGCGUACUAUUUUUAUGGAGCCAGGAAUACUUUGGAUCCUAGUCUUGCUUACUAUGGCUCAGGAUUGAUGGGAGCGCAGCCUGCAGUUCAUGUUCCUGCUCCUUUUGCCCACUGGCCAGAACAGCCCAUUAUGAACACAGUUGGACAGAACGAAUUGAAAGUCACAAGUGAUAGUACAAUUAAUUCAGGAUUAAUUUUUGAAGAUAAGCCAAAGCCUCCAAAGCAGACACUUCAGUCUUACCAAGAAGCUUUGCAGCAGCAGAUUCGGGAAAGAGAACAGAGAAGGAAGAAAGAACGUGAAGAAAAGGAAAAUUAUGAAGCGAAGCUAGAGGCUGAAAUGAGAAGUUACAACCCCUGGGGGAAAGGUGGAGGUGGUGCUCCUCUCAGGGACACAGAGGGAAACCUGAUAAGUCAUAUACAAACACAGAGCUCUCCUUUUGCUCGGGGAAAUGUAUUUGGUGAGCCCCCAACUGAACUUCAGAUUAGACAGCAAGAAACAUACAAGAAUUUUCUUCGAUUUCAGAUUGCGGAGAAGAAACGAAGAGAGGAAGCUGAGCGCGAGAGACUGAGGAUUGAAGAAGAAAAAGAAGAAAAACGGCUCGCAGAACAGAGGGCACGGAUCCAGCAAGAGUAUGAAGAGGAACAGGAGAAGAAGCGGGAGAAAGAGGAGGAGCAAAGACUAAAAAAUGAAGAGCUUAUUCGGUUAGCUGAAAAAAGACGAAAAGAAGCAGAAAAGAAGAAGAAAGAAGAAGAAGAAAAACAUAACCAACAACUUCAGCAUUACUAUGAAAGAGAAAAUAUAAUUGGGAAAGAAACAAAGCGCUUGAAACAGCCUUCCCCUGUGGUUCCUGCUUUACAGAACAAAAUUGCAGGCAAACUCCAAAGACCUCCUUCAGUUGACAGCAUUAUAAGUGCCUUUAUUCAAGAACGUUCCGUGUCCAGGGCACAGUCUCCUCCGGUACCUGCCAGGAAAAAUCAACUUCGUGCGGAAGAGGAGAAAAGAAAUGUAAUUAUGGAAUUAUCAGAAAUGAGAAAACAGCUUCGUAGUGAAGAGCGGCGUCUCCAGGGGCAGUUGCUACACUUGGAAAGUGAUGAGGAAAUUCACAUGAGGAAAAGAGAAAGGAGCCCCAUGGACAUAUUUGACAUGGCGCGGCAUCGGGUGCAGGCUCCUGUCAGAAGACAGUCGCCGAAGGGCUGGGACUCGGCUACUUUGCAGAAUAUUCGGGACUUCAAUGAGCUGAAAGACAGAGAUUCAGAAACACGAGUGGAUCUGAAACUUAUGUACCCAGAUCCUCCAAGAGAUCAGUACACCUUAGAGAUUCAGCAGCAAGCCCUGCUGAGAGCACAGCAGAAGAGACUUAACAGAAUAAAAAUGCAGGAAGGUGCUGAAGUGGACUUGGAUGCCGUCCCAAGCGUUCAAGUACAAAAUCACAGAAUGCCCAGAGAUAACCCUGAUGAUUUCUUAAAAAAUUCAUUAUUGGAAUCCGAUAGUGCUUUUAUUGGUGCGUAUGGUGAGACAUAUCCUGCCUUUGAAGAGGACGCCCUCCUUCCACCCCCACAGCUGCCCUCUGCAAGGGAGCGCAGGAGGAGCAAAUGGAAAGGACUGGCCUCUGAUAACGGUCUUCCUAAUGUACCGCCAGAUGAUCUCUCUUUAAAAUCUGUAUCGAGUAUAAAUAUUGAUCAGAUUAGAAUGAGAAAUGAAGAACGAAUGCGAAGAUUGAAUGAACUCCAGAAUAAACCUAUUAAUACAGAUGACGAGAGUUCACUCAUUGACCCUGAUGACUUCAUGAAGCAUGUGGGUGACGAUGGAUCAAACUCUGUAGCAACUGAACCCUGGCUCCGCCCGGGCACCUCAGAAACGCUGAAGCAGUUCAUGGCAGAACAACUGGACCAAGAGCACCAGCAGGUUCCUGGAAAACCAGGCACUUUCACUUGGCAGGGCCUGUCUACUGCACAUGGUUAAAAUAAACCUGUGUUGGACCCAGCAGUGCCUUCUAAGGUAAAAGGGAUGUUAACUCUGAACCUUUAAUAAUAUGUGCUACUUUGACCCCUACCUGGAAGUUAUGUUAUCUGUGUAUAAGGUAAUGUAUAUAAUGUAUAUUAUGUACAGAAAUAAAAGGCCAUGAUUAAUUUAUAUAUAAUGUAGAGUUAUAUAGAAUUAUUUUUGCCCUAAGUCAGGGUGGUAAUGAACUCAACUACCAUAUGUGCAUUAUUGUAAAGUAGAAUGAAUAAAACAAGUGUAUUAACAAUGUACAUAUAACUUGUUAUAUGUGCACUUGUUACUGAAAUAAUUCAUUAGUAAAUACAUUAGCUGUAGCUGUCACUAUUCCAGUUGCUACGUAAUGACAGAAUCAGAUUUCCAUGUUGUUUAUAGCUACUGAUUCAGUAUAAAUGGUGGGAGUCAUAAUUGAUUUUAUUCCCGAGCUAUGCACUAAAUGUUACAUCCUUCUGCCUCUAUUUUUGUGCCAAUUAAGGGAUUAAGUUUACUGAUUUAACUACUUCUUGAUAGAAAUAAAUUAUUUUUAUUACCAA